This is a messenger RNA of Mercenaria mercenaria, 678 nucleotides long. RefSeq lists its product as uncharacterized. The transcript has 2 exons. NCBI's taxonomy places the organism in Eukaryota, Metazoa, Mollusca, Bivalvia, Venerida, Veneridae. The coding region runs from base 1 to 678 and encodes 225 amino acids. The record is from RefSeq and is a predicted model, not a curated record.
AUGGUCUUUGGUGCUGUGGAACUGACGGCUCGCAGUUCAAAGCCCAAUGCAAAAGACACAAUAGCCGAAUUAAACGAAGCUAUUGUAUCGUACCAAGAGUCUGCUGAUGGUACAAACUACAUACGCUGGGGACGGACCACUUGUCCUAGUACAGCAUUUCUGGUAUACGAAGGAUUCGUUGCUGGAGCUCACCAUUCUCAUAGCGGAACUGCCGUCAAUCCAUUGUGCCUGCCUAUGGACCCUAUCUAUGACAAAACUACUGAUGGUUUUCAAGAUGCUGGUAUCAUUUAUGGGGCUGAAUAUGAAACUAGCUCAUACAGUGCUUGGAACUAUCUCCAUGAUCAUGAUAUUCCAUGUGCAGUUUGUCGCAUUCCUCGUAAUAACGUCCUCAUGGUGCCUGGAAGAAACGAAUGUCACCGUAACUAUACCCUGGAAUAUAAAGGCUACCUGAUGUCAAGUUACAAGAAUCACCAAGCGUCUGAAUUCGUAUGUGUUGAUGAGCAACCGGAAAUAAUACCAGGUACACAUGAGAGUGAUAAUGGCAAACUAUUCUAUUUUGUAGAAGGGUCAUGUGGCUCACUACAAUGUGACCCAUAUAAACACGGCUGGGAGUUUACAUGCGCCGUGUGUUCGUUUUCAACCAGUUCUAGGCAUACGAGGUUACAGCCGUACAAUUGA